Molecule: messenger RNA, 979 nt
Organism: Dunckerocampus dactyliophorus (ringed pipefish)
Lineage: Eukaryota; Metazoa; Chordata; Actinopteri; Syngnathiformes; Syngnathidae
Product: glutathione S-transferase A-like
Exons: 7
Coding region: 250-924 (224 amino acids)
Source: RefSeq, a predicted model, not a curated record
UGUUGGGCGGAAGAAUACCGUGUGUGGCUGCGCAGCCACACCGAGGAAGAAUAAAUGGCUUAUUAGUUAACCUUUUGGACUUAAUUAAGUCUCCAAUAAUGAGACAUGAUGGUAGGAGAAGAGGAGGUUAUCCUUCCAGACAAGUCUGGGACAGUAUUUUAAGAAGGUCGUAACACCUGCAAGACAACCACAGGGAUAAAAGGACGUACCCCAGCCUCAGCUCACUUCCCUCUUCCUCGUGGUGGGACCAUGGCCGAGGACAUGACUCUGCUUUGGGGCUCCGGCUCUCCUAUGUGCUGGAGGGUGAUGAUCGUCCUGGAGGAGAAGAACCUGCAGGGGUACAACAAUGAGUUGUUCUCCUUUGAGAAGAUGGAGCACAAGUCCGAGAAGGUUAUGGCUAUGAAUCCGAGAGGCCAACUUCCUGCCUUCAAACACGGGGACUACAUCCUGAAUGAGUCCCAUGCUGCCUGCUUGUACCUGGAGAACCAGUUCAAGAGCCAGGGGAACGAGCUAAUCCCAGACUGCCCUGAAGAACUUGCCAGGAUGUACCAGCGCAUGUUUGAGGCGUCCGCACUCUUCCAGAAGCUUGGGGACCAUAUCUACUAUGAAUGGAAGGUCCCGGAAAGGGAGCGACACGACUCUGCAGUGAAGAGAAAUCGGCAAGCCGUAAUUGAGGAACUCAAACUGUGGGAAGGAUACCUUGAGAAGGGGCCAGGGCCUUUUAUAUCUGGGCAGGCCUUUUCCUUAUCUGAUGUCAGUAUUUUUCCACUCAUUGCCAAUGCCUUCUACUUCGGGUUGAGAGCUGAUCGUUACCCGAAACUGGCUGCAUAUUACAAUCAGUUGAAGGAUCGGCCCAGCAUCAAAAGCACAUGGCCUCCUCACUGGAAGGGAGCACAAGCAGAAGACAGACUCAAAGACCUCUAAGAUGCAAAAAAACAUCAUUUUCUAUGAGUUUUUAUGCUAUAAAAGUAAUUAAAAA